Molecule: messenger RNA, 840 nt
Organism: Hippocampus comes (tiger tail seahorse)
Lineage: Eukaryota; Metazoa; Chordata; Actinopteri; Syngnathiformes; Syngnathidae
Gene: yeats4
Product: YEATS domain containing 4
Exons: 8
Coding region: 1-681 (226 amino acids)
Biological process (GO): regulation of DNA-templated transcription
Source: RefSeq, a predicted model, not a curated record
AUGUUUAAAAAGAUGACCGAAUUUGGUCCAGAUUCCGGUGGGCGUGUUAAGGGAGUUACUAUUGUGAAGCCGAUCGUGUUUGGGAACGUCGCUCGCUACUUUGGGAAGAAGCGAGAGGAAGAUGGGCAUACUCAUCAGUGGUCCGUCUAUGUUAAACCAUACAGAAAUGAGGAUAUGUCAGCUUAUGUGAAGAAGAUCCAAUUCAAGCUGCACGAGAGCUAUGGUAACCCACUUCGAGUGGUGACCAAGCCCCCCUACGAGAUCACAGAGACCGGCUGGGGGGAGUUUGAGAUCACCAUCAAGAUCGUCUUCAUUGACCCCAAUGAGAGAUCUGUGACUCUUUACCAUCUGUUGAAGCUCUUCCAGUCCGACUCCAGCGCCAUGCCGAAGAAAACGGUCGUGUCGGAAUUCUAUGAUGAAAUGAUCUUCCAAGAUCCGACUGCCAUGAUGCAGCAGCUCCUGACCACAUCGAGGCAACUCACACUGGGCGCUUACAAGCACGAAACAGAGUUCGGUGAGCUGGACCAGAGGACCAAGGAGAAAAUGGAGGCGGCCAAGAAGAGAACCAGUCAGGAGAUCACCGAGCUGAAAGACAAGUUGAAGGCGAGCAGGGAGAACAUAAAUUACCUCAAGAUGGAGAUCAGGAAACUGGAGGAAGACGGAGACCACAAGGAGCACUGAUUGAUGGCCACACCUGACAAAAACUGUUUUUUUUUCGUGAUGAGCCGUUAGCAUGCCAUCAUAAUUUCAGGCGGGCUCACGUGGGACCAGUCAAUAUGUAACCAAUAUGAAAGUGUGUAAAGGUCGGUUAUUGAUGCCCAUACUUGCAUUUAUGAAUUA